Molecule: messenger RNA, 4800 nt
Organism: Hemicordylus capensis (graceful crag lizard)
Lineage: Eukaryota; Metazoa; Chordata; Lepidosauria; Squamata; Cordylidae
Gene: CORO1A
Product: coronin 1A
Exons: 11
Coding region: 1272-2648 (458 amino acids)
Biological process (GO): actin filament organization; cell migration
Molecular function (GO): actin filament binding
Source: RefSeq, a predicted model, not a curated record
GCAUUCUGGCUGCAGGAAGAUGAGCCCCCUUGAGCAUGGGUUCCCAAUCAUGGGGGCCCCAAUGUUGUUGGACUACAACUUUGGCCUUUAGCUAUUGUGGCUGAGGAUGAUGUGAGGUGUAGUCCAACAACAUCUGGGACCCAAGGCUGAGCAACCCCUGUUCUACAUUUUUCUGGACUCCUUUGUAACCUGAGACUUGUGCAUAGCCCUGCCUAUCAGAGAGUGAAGGGGAGGGGUGUGAGGAGGGAAGAAGGGGUGCAUUGUGUACUGUAGGUUUUUAAAAAGAUAAAAUAAGGAAUGUCUAGCAAGCUUCAUACAAUGUCUCUGGGUGGCCAACCUACGCCCUUUCUAGCUGUUGUUGGACUACAACUCCCAUCACCCCCUGCUGCAAUUGGUUAGCCACCUCUGUUGUAUCUUAUGGCAGACAAGUGCCAUGGUGGCCACAGUAUUCUUAUUAAUAACAAUAAGAAUAUGGAUAUACUGCUUUCUAACUAAGAGAUCGCAACAUGGCUCAGUAGUAAAAGGAAUGAAAAACAUAGUUUUCAGUUCUAAAGAGACUCAGCUCAUGAUCUAAAAAGAAACACAAGGGAGAGAGGCAGCAGCAGCAGCAGCUACCAGGAAGGAUGCUGUGCCAGGCUGAAUAAUAAUGGAACAGGGAUCAUGGCUGAUAUGAUGGGAGAAAAAUGACUCAGAGUAGUCCCACAGAUUAAAAAGACAAGUUAGGCACUUGUCCAUUAAAAUUCAGCAGGACUUCUUUGAAUAAUUUCCUUCGUCAUCCAGUUGCGCUUCCCCUGCUAGCUAGGUAUAAGAAUGCGACUGUUUUAAAAGGUGCCUCUUCGCCCAGUUAGCAGGGGUUAAAGGACAGAAAGCCUCUGAAUUGUGCAGAACUCUUCUUCAGCCCAGAGUGAAGAGAUCUGUCAUCUGUGCAACUUGGAAGUUUUGCAACCAUGCCACAUGCAACUCCAUACCAUUUGGGGGUGUCAUCUCUCCGAUUCUAGCACCAGUGUGGCAGCAACUUUCUAUAAGGGUAGAGAAUAUGUCGUGAAGAAACAAGGGGGAUAAAAAAGAGAAAGACAACCACCCCAUGGAUGCACGGAGGGAGAGAAAGAGAGAUGCCAAGCGGAGCCUCUGAGCUUGCUGCGCGCUGGCCCUUUAAGAGACCAGCCCUCCCAGCUCUGACAGUUCUGGGGCGAUGGCUCCGUUAAAAAGCUCUGAGCGGCUUCAUCUCCAACUCAUUGUGUGGCACAUCCGCUACAGAGGCUGCAGGUACCAUGAGCCGCAAAGUUGUGAGGUCCAGCAAGUUCCGCCAUGUCUACGGACAGCCUGUCAAGGCCGACCAGUGCUAUGAUGACAUCCGUGUUUCCCAGAUGACAUGGGACGGGAAUUUUUGCUCCGUCAACCCCAAGUUCCUGGCCAUCGUUGUGGAAGCCAGCGGAGGAGGGGCCUUCUUAGUCCUGCCAUUGUCCAAGACUGGUCGCCUGGACAAGGCCUACCCUGUGGUCUCGGGGCACACGGCCCCUGUGCUGGACGUGGAAUGGUGCCCCCACAACGACCACGUUAUUGCUAGUGGAUCUGAGGACUGCAGCGUUAUGGUCUGGGCAGUGCCUGAAGGUGGACUCACGCGGCCUUUGAACGAGCCCCUGGUGACCCUCGAAGGCCACUCUAAGCGGGUGGGGAUUGUCUCGUGGCACCCGACGGCACAAAACCUCCUGUUGAGCGCAGGCUGUGACAACGUCGUGACGGUCUGGGAUGUGGGAGUCGGGCAGGCCUCGCUCUCCCUGGACGAGUUGCAUCCGGACGCCAUCUACAGUGCAGCAUGGAACCUGGAUGGGUCCCUGCUCUGCACAGCCUGCCGGGAUAAGUGCGUCCGGCUUUUUGACCCCCGGGCAGGAGGCAAAGUUGCCAAUGAGAUCCCACGCCCACAUGAGGGGUCCCGUCCUGUCCGGGCUGUUGCUGUGAAAGAUGGAAAACUGCUGACCACCGGCUUCAGUCGUAUGAGUGAGCGGCAGGUGGCAUUAUGGGACCCGAGGAAGCCCGAGGAGCCUUUGACCCUCCAGGAGCUGGACACAAGCAGCGGGGUCCUGCUACCUUACUACGAUCCAGACACCAAUGUGGUUUACCUGACUGGCAAGGGCGACAGCAGCAUCCGCUACUUUGAGCUUACGGAAGAGGCGCCCUUCGUGCACUUCCUGUCCAUGUUCAGCUCCAAGGAGUCCCAGCGAGGAGGCGGAUGGAUGCCCAAGCGAGGCCUGGAUGUCAGCAAGUGCGAGAUUGCCAGGUUUUACAAGCUCCACGAGAGGAGAUGUGAACCCAUUGCUAUGACGGUCCCUCGGAAGUCAGACCUGUUCCAAGAGGAUCUGUAUCCCGACACAGCCGGCCCAGAUGCUGCACUGACAGCAGAGGAGUGGCUUUCAGGGAAGAACGCCAAGCCCAUCCUCAUCUCCCUCAAGGAUGGCUACACUCCCCAAAAGACCCGAGAGUUCAAGGUCAACCAGACCCUCCUUCAAGGGCCAAAACGAAGCCAUGAAGGGGCACCACAGGGGGGUCCCGCUUUGGAGCAGCUCUCCGAGGACCUGAAGCGGCUGCAAGCCACCGUCUCGGCACAGGAACGGCGCCUUGUGGAGCUGGAGCAGCUGGUGAAGAAAUAGGCUUUCCAUCCUCCAGCCAACCCUGUUCCUCAUUGCUCAUAUUGGACUUUGUCUCCUUGCUCUUUUAAAACAUUUUAACCAGGUUUUUUUUUCCCCAUGGGUGGAUCCUCAGGGCAUUAUUAAGUUCCACCCACCCCAGACUCAGGGCAGAAACCAAAGCCAGCUUCGGUCGGUGAAGGUGGGGCCAUUUAUUACAUCGCCACCCCCCCCACUGCAGCUUGCCAGGUCCCUCUUUCUUACAGAAUGCCUCUUCUCCCCCUGGGUGGUGCUCAAGACACCUUCCUGCCCUUCUAGCACUCUUGAGAGGGUCCUGCCUCUCUUAAAGGGUCUUCCCAGCAUUGAGAAAAGUGCAGUACUGUGUGGCAAUCAAACCAAUGCGAAAUGGCACUCAAGCCAGAGCGGGUUUUUUUUGCCAGAGUGGCCCCUAGCUGAAAAAUAGUGAAGAUCACUGACCUAAGGAAAAACCACCCCCUGCUGCCUAACCCUCAUUCCCUGAGCAAUCCCCUCUUCUCCUCCCUUGCAUCCCAUUCUUCCCAGAACUCCUCUUGGAAGUGCUGCAGGACCACCUUUGUGUUCUGCCUUUUGGGGGUGGAGCUGAUCAUCAAUCUAAUGUUUGAACUUGGGCUACAAGGUUUAGUCAAUAAGUUAAACAUUUUAAACAGUGUACUGGAUAAACCAGUGUUGUUGUUUUUUUAAAGUUACAAUUUAUAUACAUUGCAAGUGCAGUCUUAAGAGGCAUUCCUUCCUGUGGGAGAAGAGGAAUACCUCUUUUGGGAGGAUACCUGCCAUACAACACAGGCAUCCAGUAUUUAAAGCAUGAAGUGACAGCCUGCUUUCUUGAGAAGCUAUUCUCAUAUGCAUGUUUAAUCAGAUUGUGAGAAUUCUUCCUAUUAAGAUCUCUUGAAGCAGAGAGCAGUUCUGGUUUUCUUUUAGGCUAAUGAUUAUUGGGUUUUUGUAUUCGUAACCUCCUGUUAACGGAGCAGAGGUGCUACUAUUUAAGACUGUGUUCUUCAUUGCAAGGCCUUUGGGCCCCCCCGAGUGCAGCUCUGCCAUUGUUGAUUGGGCCCAAGGUGAAUGCUCUGCAGUUCCCCUUCAGCAUGUAGGGGCGACCAUAUCUCCUGGGUGGCGCUGCACUUUGGGUGUGUUCUUUUAAAGGGAAACAGAACCCCUGCACCAUCUUGGAAGGCAGGCAUGGGGUGCCGGGAAGUGGUGCCCUUUCCAAUGCCGCCCUCUUAGAGCUCUUGAGAGGGUUCGACCUCUCUUAAAGCGUCUUUCCAGCAUUGAGAAAAGUGCAGUAUGGUGCAGAAAGUCAAGCCAAUGGAAAACGGUUGAAGGGUUGUUGUUGUUUUUUGCCAGACUGGCCCCUGGUUGAAAAAUAGUGAACAUCACUGACCUAAGGAAAAACCAUACCCUGCUAUCCAACCCAGUGGCAAAAAAAGCUUUCUUUACACACAACUAAAGUAAAGUGUGCCGUCAAGUUGGUGCUGACUCCUGGUAAGCCCUGUGGUUGUCUUUGGUAGAAUACAGGAGGGGUUAACCAUUGCCUCCUCCCAUGCAGUAUGAGAUGAUGCCUUUCAGCAUCUUCCUAUAUCACUGCUGCCCGAUAUAGUACCAGCGGGGAUCUGAACCGGCAACCUUCUGCUUGUUAGUCAAACAUUUUCCCUUUACCUUAUACACAUCUAAAGGUAAAGGGUGCCGUCGAGUCGGUGUCGACUCCUGGCGACCACAGAGCCCUGUGGUUGUCUUUGGUAGAAUACAGGAGGGGUUUACCAUUGCCAUCUCUCGCACAGUAUGAGGUGAUGCCUUUCAGCAUCUCCCUAUAUCGCCGCUGCCCAAUAAUAGGUGUUUUUAACUACAGGGAGUAAAAUCCAAUAACAUGCUAUUCCACUCUUUACCACCGGAGGGUUGCCACAGCCACACCAAUCCAUGUUCUGCAGUUUUUAGCCACCAGAGGGCAGCACUCCAAGCUACUUACUACUUGAAUCCAGCAAUUUUUCAGUCUUUAGAACCAGAACAAUCGCACCUAAUCAACCAGUUUUUAGUGGCCAUAUUUUGAUGUAUAAGGAAGGCAUUAUUUUAUAACUGGAUAUUGUCUAGCUGGCAUCUGUCACUUUUAGGAGAGGGGGAACUUGAAUAAAGUCUGUAAAUAGCU